CGAAGCAGGGAAGUGUGCAAAAUUCUAAGAAUAGCAACAACUAGUGAAUAAAACCAGCGUGCGAUAUUGGCGAGCCUCGCCCAUUUUUGAUAAGCUGGUUACUUAGUGGCACAAACUCUGCACCCAUUUCAAGACAAGUUUUAGAAAUUAUAUAUACGCUGAUUUUUAGAUGGCUGUUAUUAACAAAUUAUUGGCUUUUACUUUGAUUUUUAUUUCUACGGUGAAAUGCCAAGAUCAGUCUGUCUAUCAAUAUUUUGCUGACACUGCUAAUCUUACCGGGCUAGUAGCCGAAAACCAAGAAUUUAGGCUGAAUGGAAAGUACAUCCGAAUAAUUAGUGGAGCAAUCCAUUACUUCCGGGUCCAUCCCGACUUGUGGAGAGACAGACUACGAAAGCUGAGGGCAACGGGAGCCAACACUGUGGAAAGCUAUGUACCCUGGAAUCUUCACGAACCUCGGAAGGGAGAAUUUGAUUUUGGUAAUGGAAGCAACGAUUUCUCAAUAUUUUUAGAUGUGCAACGCUUCCUACGUACCGCUCAGGAAGAGGAUCUCUUAGUAAUCAUCCGACCUGGGCCUUACAUAUGUGCAGAAUGGGAAUAUGGAGGCUACCCAUCUUGGCUUCAGAGGGAUCCCGAUAUGCAAAUCAGAUCGGAGGGUCAACCUUAUUUGGAUCGAGUCAAAAUAUUUUUAGAUGCUUUCGUCCCACAAAUUUCUGAUUUUAAAUUUACGAAUGGAGGUUGCAUUAUUGCUGCUCAGAUUGAAAAUGAAUACGGCUCAUUUAAUCCAAAAUCCACCCAUUAUCUUGAAACAAUUCGCCAAGGAUUCCUUGACAAUGGUUUGGAUUGUUUACAUUUUACAUGUGACAAUCAUUUCAAUGAGGGGAGCGGUGGAUCGCUUCCUGGAUUAUUGCAAACAGCUAACUUUAAGGAAAAUCCUGACCAAAUUUUGGGAGACCUCUUACGUGUUCAGCCGGACAAACCUAUCAUGGUUAUGGAAUUCUGGACAGGAUGGUUUACCAAUUGGUUUGAUGAACGCAGAGGAGGCUCUGAUCCUUCUCAAUUUCGACAAGUUCUGGAAACAAUCUUCUCCACCUACAACGGCUCAGUCAACUUUUACAUGUUCCACGGUGGAACUAAUUUCGGCUUCACGGCUGGAGGUGGUGAUGUUGGUGACAUUGGUGCUCCAGAUGCUUAUGCUGUAGCUGAUAUUACAAGCUAUGAUUACGACGCUCCAUUGACUGAAGCUGGGGAUUACACAGUGAAAUACGAAUUUGCUGCUGAGCUGAUUUCCCAAUACGAAAACCCAAAAUUGAGGAGGCCAUUAAGACCAAUCCAAAGUCAAAAGACCGCUUAUCCGACUCUACAAUUGCAACGAUAUUUAAACUAUACCGAUAUUAUAAUGGAAAUCCCUUCCAGUCACAAAAUUCUACAGGACAAACCUGUCUCAAUGGAGCUUCUGCCAAUAAACAAUGGUAAUGGGCAGACUUUUGGAUACAUCAUUUACAGAAAAGUAGCCAAUUUUAGCCCUGGUGACCGGUACAAGGUUUCAAGACCAAAAGACCUCGCAGAACUAUUGAUAGAUGGUGAACUGGUCGAUACUGGAUUUACCAACGCACAGCCUCAAUACUGGUUCAACGACAUUCAUGAUAUUGCCUUGAACGUAUCCAGCGGUGAGCACACAAUCGAUUUGUUUGUGGAUGUCAUCGCCCGAACAAAUUGGGGAGGUCGUUGGGAACAUUUCAACCAACAGAAAGGUCUACCGGAGAUUACUGGGUCAAAAAUUGAAAUUAAUAACAUAGAGAUUCAAGGAGUCGAAAUCAUUGCAUUGGAAUUUACCCAGGCAUGGGUCAAUGGGCUGGAAAACUGGAAAACCGUGGAAGACGACCCAGCAGCCCUAAAAGGUCCAUGUCUUGUUCAAUCGUCCUUCACAAUUCCUACAACUCCGACUGAUACUUUUCUCAAUAUGAGUGGCUGGCACAAAGGUGUCGUAUUUGUGAAUGGCUUCAAUGUUGGACGGUACUGGAAGGUCGGGCCACAGCAAAAUUUGUAUGUCCCGGCUCCACUUUUAAACACUGGAAUCAAUACGAUCAUCGUUUUUGAGCAGUUUGAGCCCAGUGAUAGCAUUGUAUUUUCAAACAUACCGAACUUAGGUCCUCCUUUUUUGCCAUGAGGUGGAUAAUUUGGUCAAGGGAAAAAUGUUAGCUUAAUUGUUUAAAUAUUAUAAUUAGCUAAAUGAUAAAUAAAGAUGAUAUAUAUAAAUUA
Molecule: messenger RNA, 2259 nt
Organism: Folsomia candida
Lineage: Eukaryota; Metazoa; Arthropoda; Collembola; Entomobryomorpha; Isotomidae
Product: beta-galactosidase-1-like protein 2
Exons: 10
Coding region: 170-2167 (665 amino acids)
Biological process (GO): carbohydrate metabolic process
Cellular component (GO): vacuole
Molecular function (GO): beta-galactosidase activity
Source: RefSeq, a predicted model, not a curated record